CUAGCUACCGAGCCCGUGACGUCUCAUGGCCCCUUGAACUCCCCACAACUAACAUUCUCAUGCGCCUCCUCCGUUUCGUAUCCCUAAGACUGUGCAGACGACGGCGAAGGCAGUCAGAGUCAGAGCCAAGGACGUCCCUCAGCACCUAUCUCCCGCCAUCAAUCACUAUCACGCAGCCGCCGCGAAGGAUCUAGCAAUGUCUGGCCCUCCACCAAUCUAAACUUCAUGGACUCCAGUACAGGCCCGAGUUCAACUAUGUCCUCCCUUCACAAUCCCUUAGCCAGCAUCCCAGCGCAACCCACUAACUCCUCCAACAUCAAUGUCUCUUUAAUGUCUCCGCCUCCAUCGGUGUACUACAACUACUACAAUAGCGCCUCCAGCGAUCUAAAAGACUUGAAUAACGUUCUAUCGCACUCGAUACAUAACAAUACAAAUGCAGACGCAAACACAAUUACAAAUGCAGGCUCACUUCUAGAUUGGUUCACAACCCCACUUGAUCAGUUCCUCAACAGCUCGACCACGGUCGUUGAUCAGGGACUGGGCGGGACGGGGCCGAUGUUGAGGGAGUAUGAUAUGUUAAAGGGUGUUGCUUAAUGAGCAGCAUAAUAGGAAUGGGGGCAUCGAUUUGGGAGAGGAUGAAUUGGGAGGGACGUCGCAUUCGAUGCAGUCAUGAUUUAUUAAUCGGUGGUUGCAGGGCGUUUGGGUAUGAUUUCUUUCUUGUAUAUUUUUACUGAAGGGAAGGGCUUGUUUUUAUUCAUUUUCCCUGAUAUGGAGUGAUACAGUAUAUGAC
Messenger RNA from Aspergillus ruber CBS 135680, 790 nucleotides. RefSeq lists its product as uncharacterized. The transcript has a single exon. Lineage: Eukaryota; Fungi; Ascomycota; Eurotiomycetes; Eurotiales; Aspergillaceae. Bases 256 to 594 code for a protein of 112 amino acids. The record is from RefSeq and is a predicted model, not a curated record.